UAUCAAUUUUUCGAAUACAGUCAGAUGAAUCCGACGGAAAUCAUUCUCACGACUACAAGGGAUCGUCAGAUUGUCUCUAAAACAAGGUUGUAUUUUCCAGCGAUAUAAGCGGGAGAUGUUCCACAUUGCAAGAUUUGUUUGACGAUCGUAGUUUUUAUGAAGGAAAUUUUUGUUUGAUUCAACUUAUGUAUUUGUUUGAUUCGAUUGCUUAUGUAGAUGUCGUAUGACUUUUUAUUAAUGAAUUAAUUUUACUAUUCAAAAAAAAAAAAAGUGAGGUGGUACAUCUAUAUUUAAUUUUUUUCUAGUAACAUAAAUUAACGAUAGUCUCCAACUAUCUGACACUGAAAUAACGCAAAAAAUAUCCACUCUCUACCCUACCAACUUAUAAUACAUUAAAAAAGGAUUCUCUAUGUUAUCAAAAUAAAUACAACACUGUCACACUUAUUGAUACUAUAUAUACUCCCUCCGUCUAUAAUAUUUACAAUUUUGUAACACGCAAAUUAAGAAAAUAAUAUAAAUCAAACAUAUAUAUAAAAGCUUAGAACUAAAAGCUUGAUCACAAGUAUUACAAAACGAGUGUGUCUAUACUACAACAUGAUGAAAUGGUUUAAUAUAUAAGAAAUUCACGAGUUGAAGAAGGCACAAGUAUAAAGAAAAAGAGAAUAAUAAGUUGAGAGAGACUUCAACUAAGAGAGAGAAAGAUCAACAAGGAUAGAGAGAGAGUGUAGUGCGGUGCUUUGAGUUAAGCUAAGCUAGGACUUAUCUCAUGUUUGCUUCACGUAAGCAGCUUAAUGUGUCUUUGCUUUUUCGCGUGGCUUUAAAGAUUUGUUCUCCUCAUCCUUCUUCUUCAUCUUCAUCUUCUUCUUCUUCAUAUACUUAAGCAUUAUUUCAUUUCUCACAACCCAAAAAAAAAAAAAAAACAUAAAAAAAAUCAUCAAAUACAUCCCUAAAAAACAAACCAACCCAAUAAAACACUCACCUACUUUUACCCCUUACUCUCUUAUAUCAACCUUCUCAUUUGCUCCACCAAAAAAAAAAAAAAUAUCACCCUAUAAAAAAAAAAUCAUAUAACAACCCUAAGAAAAAAAAAUCCAAAAAAAAAAUAAAAAAUUUGAGGGUGUUGGUGAAGUGAUCAUAAUGAGUUGUGCAAACCCGGGAAGUAGCGGUGGCGGAAGCGGCGGAGGAGGAGGAGGAGGAAGUGGUUGUGGAGGCGGUAGCGGCGGGCCGUGUGGGGCUUGUAAAUUUUUGCGUAGGAAAUGUGUUGUUGGGUGUAUAUUUGCACCUUAUUUUGAUUCAGAGCAAGGUGCUGCACAUUUUGCAGCGGUGCAUAAGGUUUUUGGAGCUAGUAAUGUGUCAAAGUUGUUGCUUCAUAUACCAGUGCAUAAAAGACUUGAUGCUGUUGUUACUAUUUGUUAUGAGGCUCAAGCUAGGCUUCGUGACCCCGUUUAUGGUUGUGUUGCUCAUAUAUUUGCUCUUCAACAACAGGUUGUAAAUUUACAAGCGGAGCUCACAUACUUGCAAGCACAUCUAGCAACCCUAGAGGUUCCAACACCGCCGCCUCCACCACCACAACCGCUAAUGCCACCACCACAACUAUCAAUCGCCGACCUCCCAUCGGCAUCCACGGUGCCUGCCACCUAUGACCUAUCCUCUCUUUUUGACCCAAUGGUCCAACCAUUAUGGGCCAUGCAUCAACAACAACAACAACAACAACGAGGUCCAAUGGACCAACGCCUAUUUGGAUCAACUGAUAGAGGCCCAACCAUUGGAUCUGGAGGGGGUGAUCUACAAGCAGUGGCACGUGAGCUACUCCAUAGACAUGGAUCACCAACUAUUGGGCACAUGCAUGAUCCAUCACCUUCAUCAUCCAUGUCUAAAUGAGAGUAUUUGACUCCGAUUAACAAGUACUUGACCCGAAACAUUUUGAGAUAAUAUAUGCUCAGAUUAGGAAAUUUGGGUUUACAUCAGUACAAUUUGGAUAACUGAUCUACCCUUUGUCGUAAUUAUUAUUGUUAUUAUUAUUAUUAUUUUUUCCUUAAUCUUUUCCUUUGUCUAAUGGAAUUUUAUGUUAUAUAUAAACGCUAGAAAGAAAAGGUCAGAUUUUCGUUAAUUAAUAACAUAAUAUAGGUAUACUAUUAUAAUCUA
This is a messenger RNA of Beta vulgaris subsp. vulgaris (sugar beet), 2145 nucleotides long. Its product is annotated as LOB domain-containing protein 18. The coding region runs from base 1138 to 1881 and encodes 247 amino acids. Gene Ontology annotation, biological process: positive regulation of DNA-templated transcription; hormone-mediated signaling pathway. The record is from RefSeq and is a predicted model, not a curated record. NCBI's taxonomy places the organism in Eukaryota, Viridiplantae, Streptophyta, Magnoliopsida, Caryophyllales, Amaranthaceae. The transcript has 2 exons. Gene Ontology annotation, cellular component: nucleus.